CGAACUAAAUGCUUCAACAGUUUGCUCUUGCGGCUGGGGAUUGCCAGUCAAGAAAAUAACAAUUCUAAAGCCAACGAGCAGCUAAUUACAAGCACAAACAUCUAUAAGCAACGACAACUGUGUAUAUAUAUACAUACCCAAACGAUUAGUCGACUGUUUCUCUGACAAUUUUUCAAUUGCGUUGUCAGCGCCAUUUUGACAAUUAGGCAGCUGGAAAUAUGAAACUUUUUCUACUGCUGGCCCUUGUGGCCAUAGCUGCCGCAACAGAGGAUGAUCUGCACAUGCUUAGCGAAGAAUUUAUGGAGCUGGUGCGCAGCAAGGCCAAGACAUGGACGGUUGGCCGCAACUUUGAUGCAACCGUAUCGGAACACCAUAUACGCGGCCUGAUGGGCGUACAUCCCGAUGCGCACAAGUUUACAUUACCCGAAAAAAACCAAGUGCUGGGCAAUCUUAUAGAGGAGGAUGGCGGCGAUCUGCCCGCAGAGUUUGAUGCGCGCACUGCCUGGCCCAACUGUCCAACGAUUGGCGAGAUCCGUGAUCAGGGCUCCUGCGGCUCGUGCUGGGCUUUUGGUGCUGUCGAGGCCAUGUCCGAUCGUGUUUGCAUACACUCGAAUGCCACUGUUAACUUCCAUUUCUCGGCCGAUGACUUGGUGUCCUGUUGCCACACCUGCGGCUUUGGCUGCAACGGCGGUUUUCCCGGCGCUGCAUGGAGCUACUGGACGCACAAGGGUAUUGUUAGCGGUGGCUCUUAUGGCUCUAAAGAGGGAUGCAGGCCCUAUGAAGUUGAGCCGUGCGAGCAUCACGUAAACGGCACACGGCCACCCUGCCACAAUGGCAACACACCCAGCUGCACGCACAAGUGCGAAUCUGGUUACUCUGUCGAUUAUGCCAAGGACAAGCAUUUUGGUGCAAAGGCAUAUUCGAUCAAUCGCAAUCCGCGUGAUAUUCAGCGCGAAAUCAUGACUAAUGGACCAGUGGAGGGUGCCUUCACAGUAUACGAGGAUUUGAUUUUGUACAAGACUGGCGUCUAUCAGCAUGUCCAUGGCCGGCAAUUGGGCGGUCAUGCCAUACGCAUACUCGGCUGGGGCGUUUGGGGCGAGAACAAGGUGCCAUACUGGCUAAUUGGCAACUCGUGGAACACCGACUGGGGUGAUAACGGUUUCUUCCGCAUAUUGCGCGGCGAAGAUCAUUGCGGCAUCGAAAGCGCCAUUUCCGCGGGUCUGCCCAAAUUGUAAGCGCUCCAAAUGUCAACCAAUUGCUUUUAUUGCCUAUUGUCUAUUCGUUUUAAAUGAUAAUAUACGUUUUCAAUACAGUUA
Messenger RNA from Drosophila montana, 1316 nucleotides. RefSeq names its product Cathepsin B (gene CtsB). Gene Ontology annotation, cellular component: lysosome. The record is from RefSeq and is a predicted model, not a curated record. Gene Ontology annotation, molecular function: cysteine-type endopeptidase activity. Bases 219 to 1235 code for a protein of 338 amino acids. Gene Ontology annotation, biological process: regulation of catalytic activity. The transcript is spliced from 4 exons. NCBI's taxonomy places the organism in Eukaryota, Metazoa, Arthropoda, Insecta, Diptera, Drosophilidae.